This is a messenger RNA of Diabrotica balteata, 1554 nucleotides long. The record is from the annotation of a GenBank genome assembly. Lineage: Eukaryota; Metazoa; Arthropoda; Insecta; Coleoptera; Chrysomelidae.
AUGUCUACUGAAUUCAAUGAAUUAUGCAGAGUUUGUUUAAACAAGAAAGACGAUAUGAAGUGUUUAUUAAAACCAACUGAUGACAUUUCAGAAUUACUUUCCAUGUUAUCCUUCAUCAUAAGUUUUGAGAUAAAUAUAUUGGAGGGUUUUCCAAGCUAUAUAUGUGUUAAUUGUGAAGAAAAAUUAAGAAUUUCCUACAACUUUCAACAAACAGCGAUAAAAUCACAACAUAUUAUAACAGAAUAUGUUGAUAAUAAAUUGCUUACUAUAGAAUUUCCUAUAAAGGAUGAAUACAAGGAAGAAAGUUCUGCACCAGAAGUAAUCGAAGAUAUAUCUAUUAUUUUCGAAAAUGAUAGCAACAGUUCAAGUGAGGAUGACAGCCAAGAAACGUUAAAAAAAGAAGUAAAGAAAACAAAACUAAGUCAGCAUGAUGCUGAGGAAGUCAUGAGUGUUGUAAAUGAGACAAGGUUGAAGUUUUAUGAAGCUAAGGAGUGCUUAUUUUGCUCAUUUACAGGCAUGAAUAAUAGGACAUUAUCUCUUCAUAUGACUAAAAAUCAUGGGGAUAUUAAAGAAAAGUGGUGUAGAAAGUGCAACAAAAUUGAAGACAACCUUUCAGAACAUAUAAAGACAGUGCACAAGGAUGAAUUAAAAUGCUCAUUUUGUGAUAAAAAAUGUAAAUCUUCAAGUCAUUUGGUAGAACAUUUGCUUUCUCAUUCAGCAAAUCCCCAAUUUACUUGUCAAACUUGUCAGAAGAAUUUUGUAUCAGAAAGACAACUGAAAGCUCACAACAAAAUUCAUAAAGUUACUUGUGAAGUAUGCUCAAAAACGUUUGAAGAUAAACACACUAUGUUAGCACAUACCAAAGUACACAGUAUGCUUAGAUGUAAAAAUAUAUACAAGUGUGACAUGUGUCCAUACACGUGCAGAAAAAACUAUACAUUAACAUUGCACAUGCGACAACACCAAGCCAACAGUUCAGACACAGUUAAAUGCGAUGGCUGUGUAGAGGUUUUUCCUAAUGAAGAUGCUCUAACUGAACAUCGAGAUGGUUGUACCAUGGUCUGUGAUGGUAAUGAAGCUACACAGUAUGAUGAAUAUUUAAAUGUUUAAAGUACUUCAAAGAAAAAUAUAUUAAUUAUUAUAUUUAUGAAGAUAAGUAACGGAAACUAGUAUGUAAGCUCAGUGAGUAUGAGCAGAUAAAAAAUUGCAACGAGAACAAUAAAAGUCGCCAUGAUAAGAAAAAAUAAAACGGAUGAACAACAGAAUAAAAGAGCAAAAUGAACGAAAAGAAAUCAAAACGAUGGAACAGUUAUUUUUUUUUUCUCUUUUUUUUUUCUCUUAUACGAUGGAAAGAAAUGAAUAAUGAGAUAAAGGAUGGGUCAUAAAAGUGAAUGAAGAUAGCGAGAUAAGUCAGAGUUAACGAUUUAGGAACGUGGAAUAUGUGGCAAAGAAGAGGUAAAGAAGAGAAAAAUUGAUAAAUUUAUGCCCACGAAGAGAUUAAAAAUGUUAGGUUAUGAAAAAGGUGGGGGAGAAAAAAAUAGAUGAUCAGACAAG